CUUCUGCAAAACAGACUUUUUCCAGACAGUGCCAAACACAGCGUGAAAGUGAUCUUAGUGGUUGGGAAGAUAGCAGACAGCAGCUCAUCUGUAUUAAUAUUACCUGUUUGUCUCCCAGACAGUAAAAACAAAGAUCAAUGAUGAACAUAACUGAACUUGUAACCGCAUUCACUACGCCAACUCCAGAAUUUGUGGCCGCCUUUACUUCGUCAGCUCCAGAAUGGGAUUAUGACAAUGAAUCUUCUACGCCUACAGGUGACUAUGAAGAUGAUGCAACAUUGUGUGACAAGGCAGCAGUUAGACAGUUCCGAAUGUUCUAUGAGCCUGCUUUCUAUUGGAUCAUUGUGAUUCUGGGAGCCAUUGGCAACUCAAUGGUGGUCUGGAUAUACACACACUUUCAGAACCGUCUGAAGGCUAUGACGGAUGUGUAUCUUCUGAACCUGGCUCUGGCAGACCUGUUCUUCCUGUGCACUCUGCCCUUCUGGGCUGCUGACUCCAUCUACGGCUGGACCUUUGGCUCGACCCUCUGCAAAAUCGUUUCUGCCAUAUACAAGACCAACUUUUUCAGCAGCAUGUUUCUGCUUACCUGCAUCAGCGUUGACCGCUACAUAGUAAUCGUCCAGACUACCAAGGCACAGAACUCCAAAAGGGUUCGUCUUUUGUACAGCAAACUCAUAUGUGUUUUGGUCUGGCUCCUGGCUAUUUUGUUGGCAAUCCCAGAGUUUAUCUUUGCCCGCUCCAAAGAGGACAUAGAGGGCAAUCAUUUUUGCUCCAUGGUUUACUGGAACAAUGAAAACAAUCGUACCAAAAUCCUGGUCCUGGCUCUUCAAAUCUGCAUGGGCUUUUGCAUUCCUCUCAUCGUGAUGAUCUUCUGCUACACCAUUAUCAUCCGCACCUUGCUCAGGACCAAAAACUUUCAGAAGCACAAGGCCCUGCGUGUCAUUCUGGUCGUUGUGGCUGUGUUUGUCCUCUCUCAGCUCCCAUACAACAGCAUGUUAGUCUUUGAAGCCACUCAGGCAGCCAAUACAACCAUCACAGACUGUGAAGAGGUCCAGCGCUUUGAUAUUGCCAACCAAGUCAUGAAGAGUCUUGCCUACAUGCACAGCUGCCUAAACCCGUUCCUUUAUGCAUUCAUUGGAGUGCGUUUCCGAAAGGACAUGCUUCGUAUUUUCAAUAACUAUGGCUGUCUUCCUUCCCUCAAGAAGUCCAAGCUGCAGGGAAGCCUGCACCGCUCCUCUGUGUUGUCAGACACAGAGACCACCAAUGCUCUCUCAUUGUGAAUGGUCUCAGAACACUCUCAGUGAGGCUGGCUUAGCAUAUGCUCCAGUUUUUCUGCAUGUACUUGGCAUCUGAAUUUCAGAACAGAAGUUUGAGGUUGGCCAUAGUUCCACAGGAGCACUUAACAUGCUCGGAAACAUUGUCUUGUAGAUAGUGAAAUAACCUGUUCACCACAAUGUGAUGGCUGCAACCUUGAAUAUGGAAUGACAGAGUUCUCUUUGUUUGACUGGGCUGUUAAUAUGAAUGUUGAUACCAGAUCAAGUAAUUGUGCAGUGUGUGAAUAAAUUAACACUGUUUCCCCAGGGAGAGUGUGUGGUUACUGAUUUGCUCACUUAACUGUAACAGUACUUUCCAUCUCUUGUUCAGCAUUAAUUAAUAGAUAAACCAUUUUCCAGUUUAUCUACAUGUUGUAUAACAAUAUAAUAUGUCAUGUAUGAGCACUGAAUUUCUGAAUAUAUAUGUUUUUCUUCUAAACAAUGUUAGGAAUGUUUAUGAAAGGUAUUAUAUGAUAUUUUUUGUGUGUAUUUUUUUUAAUUUUUUCAUAGCUGCACAUUUAUAAUUGUGAAUGUUUUAUUUUUUUACUUAAAGCCAGUUUUGAACAUCCAUGGUUUUCUUUGUGUUGGUACUUUUUGGUGUGAUGUGAAAAAAAAGCAGUGUGAACAAGUAUUUGCUGCUCAUUUUGUAAAACUUAAAACAAAAUAUUAAAUACUUAACCUGA
This is a messenger RNA of Myxocyprinus asiaticus (Chinese sucker), 1996 nucleotides long. It is a transcript of the gene ccr9a, whose product is annotated as chemokine (C-C motif) receptor 9a. The record is from RefSeq and is a predicted model, not a curated record. Gene Ontology annotation, molecular function: chemokine receptor activity. Gene Ontology annotation, cellular component: membrane. The transcript is spliced from 3 exons. Gene Ontology annotation, biological process: chemotaxis; G protein-coupled receptor signaling pathway; immune response. NCBI's taxonomy places the organism in Eukaryota, Metazoa, Chordata, Actinopteri, Cypriniformes, Catostomidae. The coding region runs from base 138 to 1280 and encodes 380 amino acids.